Molecule: messenger RNA, 665 nt
Organism: Aspergillus ruber CBS 135680
Lineage: Eukaryota; Fungi; Ascomycota; Eurotiomycetes; Eurotiales; Aspergillaceae
Exons: 2
Coding region: 70-441 (123 amino acids)
Source: RefSeq, a predicted model, not a curated record
CCUAACUGAACCAACUGUCUCCUACACGGUAACUUCAAUUAAUGGUUUACUCUUUUACACAAAAUAAUCAUGGCCACUACAAACAACCCUCUCGGUCUUGACCUCGAUACCAUGUAUGAGCCAAUGGACAUUGAAGAGAACCUCUUUAAUCUCCUGACAGUCUACCUCCCUCCGGACUCGACAAUCACGCCUCAACAAGCAGCUGAUAAAGCCAACUCUUUCUUCCCACAUAGCUGUCUAGGAGAAAAUGACAAUUACUAUCCUCGCCAAUUUCUGAGUGAAUUCUGGGAGGUGAUGUUCCGUAUUGUCUCACAGUUGGACUAUCAGGGACAACCCAUGCAACGCUAUAUUGCCCUGCACAAGGCUCUGCGAGAAUUGCCUGAAAUUUUCAUAGGUGAUUAUCGGGUAUGGAGGAUAGACCUUUAUUUGGCAUGGAGUUGAAUGAAAGAUGGAGUCGCAUGUCCGAUGGCUACGAAGUAAACGACAUAGCACACCAGGCUUGGAGAAACAUGAACGGGCUAUUAAUACACUUCACCAAUGAAGGAAUAUGUGACGGCAAAUACCAUGCCCUGAACUGCAUCAGGAAAUAUUUUGAGAAUGAUGACCGAAACAGGCGAAGCAGGUUCAUUAAUGUAUAUGCUCCAGUCACUGCUAUCAAAAGUCCC